Paramuricea clavata is the source of this 5746-nucleotide messenger RNA. The record is from the annotation of a GenBank genome assembly. NCBI's taxonomy places the organism in Eukaryota, Metazoa, Cnidaria, Anthozoa, Malacalcyonacea, Plexauridae.
CUAGUAGCAGGCUCGCCAAUAUGGCUGAGUUUUUGACAGCAAAAAUAUAUCAUGAAAUGUAGUAUUUUAACUUUGCAUUUCUGCUUUUUGUUUCGCAAACAAUUAAUGGUUUCUUGCUGGUAAAUACCUGCAUUAACUUCACUUUCAUUCGGCUUUUUAAAAAUGAAAAGAAAAGGCCUUGUAAUAGGUUCAAUUGUGACCUUUAUGGCGACGGGCAGUGGUAUCGUGUAUUUUUUUGGCGGUGUGAAAGAAGCUCGUCAGACGGGACAAGGUGUUGUAAGGUUUACAAGGACUGCUUUAACGGUAAGUAUUAGGAAGUGGUUGAGAUAAGGCGAAGUUAUAGUUUGGAGAAAGUUAGCACACCUUGCAAAACAUCUUUGUCUUUGAACUUGCGUCUUGCAAAUACCAAAGUACACAAAAUGUACAAAUUUCUAUUAUACAGGCCAAUACCAUCCGCAAUUUUGAAAAAAAUUGAAAUAAGACGCCAUCCGAAGACAAGUAUCUUAAAAUCCAAGAUAUGGAUUAAAAACAAUAGUAAUAUUGAUUUUAUUUAUACAGAAUCAUAAUUACACAACAAUUCAACUGGUUACAAUUACCUGACUGGAAAGUUUGGAAAUUGCUUGUCAGAGAUUUUGAAAAUUUAAUAGUAAAUCUAUAGAAAGCGUCAAAAUUGCGCAACUGAUAUCUCUGCCGCGCGAUACAAACUUUCCACACUGGGUUACAAAUAUGAAAUAUACAGAAGGUCAUGCUAGUAUUCUCUGUAUUCUGUAAAUCAUCUAUUAGCCACCUCUCUGACAAUGCCCUCAAUUAUGUGUGUAAUUAAUAAAUUACAGGGUAUUAAUAGAGGAUUUACAUUGCUUCAAUUUUAUUACAAAAUUAUCAUACUACUUAUAGUUACAGUGCUUUGGGAAUGCAUGUUAAAUUAAUAUCUGUGAAAUUCAGGUUCUUCAAAUAAGUUAUGAUUACAAGAAGACCUUGUGGAAAUUGGAUAAGACAUCUGAACUAUAUAAAGAAUUGCAGUCACAGGUAUUGGAUGAUCACAAAUGUUUGAAUUGCAAACUGAAAAAUGUCUAUUAUGUAAAUGUAUACCAAAAGUAGCUUCUUCUAUAGCAGCAUUUCCAAGUUUCCAGGGAAUUAGGUGAAGGGGUUUCCAAGUUUCCAGCGAAUUAGGUGAAGGGGGGGGGGGAGGAAUGUCUUCCUUGGAUGAGGUGUGGAUGUUUUGUGGAAUGAACCAAUAUUCAAAUGUAUACUGAUAUAAAAUGGUUCAGUAUUUGAAUGCAAUAUAAAAACAGUCAAAAGUUGAAUUUAUGGUUAAAAUGGUCAAAUUCAAAUGUAUUUUUGGAUUGUCAUACAAUUGUCAGACUAUGAUGCAGUGCUCUUUUUCUAACCUUCUAAGGUGCACAGUAGAUCUGCCAAGAGGUUAUGUGAUCUGUGUUUUCAUAAUGCUGGAUUGUACAUAAAGAUUGGACAGCAUUUGGGGUCUCUCGACUACUUACUGCCAAAGGAGUAUACUCGGGUUCUUAAAAUUUUCCAUCACACAGCUCCUAGAAGUUCAUUGGAAGAUAUACAUCAUGUGUUCCAGCAUGAGCUUGGUCAAAUGCCGGAUGAAUUGUUUGAAAGUUUUGAUGUUGAACCACUUGGUAUGGGAUAUUGUUUAAAAUUUAUGUCAUACAACUCACAGAUUUAUAUUUGCAAUUCAUGAAGAUAAAACAUGUAAUGUAACUUCCACUCAUUUCCACAUGUGUUCAUCUUAUGUUCCCUAGAGAAAGUUGGCACUAGGAAUAUUCAGUAAACCAAUAUACUGAAAAUGCUGGUACUCAAUCCAAUGUCAGCAUGUCCGUAUGUCUUUUUCAGUAAAUGGAAGACCACUAUCAUAUUGUAUUUUAACCUAUUGAGCAACAGUGCUCUCCCCUUGCAUUAGGGUGCAAUGCAGCUCAAUCGGUUAACUAGAUGUAUGGGCAGAUAGUCUGACUCAGUGGCGGAAAUCUUGGUGGGGCGGGGCUGAUUUUGACCUAAAAGAGGGCUAAAAACAGUCUUUUCGAGUGUUGAAAGUUUUGUCAGAAAUUUAGAAGGCUUUGCCCCCACCGGAAAAAGUGAAUUUCCGCCACUGGUCUGACUAACCCAUUAAGUGCCAGCACUCUCCCCUUGACAAGUAAAAUCAUUUGGCAUUGGACAGUAGGGUGCAUCAGGGUGCAUUGCCACUUGAUGAAAGGUUAACUAUAUUUGUAUAUUUACAAAGAAUAGAAUUUAUCCAGAUUAAGUUUUAAAGUAUCAAGUUUUGAACUAUCAGUUUAUUACUUAAUCAUAUCAAACAUACCUAGUUGGCACCACCUCCCUUCUCCAUAGAAACUCCUCUUCAACUAGUGCAAGCCCUGAUCUGUCUUUGUAUUAUUUAGCCUCUUAUGAUAUUUUUGCCAUAUGUAUUAGGGUCAGCGUCCUUGGCACAGGUUCAUAAAGCUGUUUUAAAAGAUGGUGGUACUGUUGCUGUCAAAGUUCAACACAAAGAUAUCCAAGAUCAUUCUUCAAGUGAUGUCAAGACUAUGGAAGUAUGCAUGUAAAGACUAUUGAAUAAAUUUGGUCUCUGACUGCAAAGUUUAUAUAAAAAUAUCACAAACCAUUACUGACUGGCCAACCGACUGACAGACUGACAAGGGUGUGAUAAUUCAAGACUUUCAGGCGUACCUGACUCGGGUACCCCAAUGAUUAUUGCCGCGUACUUGCACUAGUAUGACCCACUACUCAAUGUGUACAUAGUCUUCAAAACCUUAUUAAUAAUUGAUGAGGAAAACACAAAAAUCAUAAGCUUCAAGCUUGUCGUAUCGUUAUAUGUGAUAGAGAUUUCUUUUAAUUUACAUAAACUUUAACUUUGAUUUACGCAACGUAUUUUUUGAAAUACAAAAGAACUCUACUUACACAACGUAUUUUUUGAAAAUUACUUCGCCAAUGAACUUACUAGAUCGAUGGUUUUUGAAGCAAUUUAAAACAUUCGCAGUGCGUGUUUUAUCAGACCUAAAGAUACUCUGCUUCGCCUCGUAUCUUUAUAUCUCAUAAAACACUGCUGCUCAUGUUUUAAAUAGUACUUUAAAAUAAAGUACAUAAAGUACAGGUUUCUGAAAGGUAUUCAAAUUACAGUUAGAACAAGAGUUAGAACAAGAAGCACAAUUGCAUUACCGGUAUACAAACACUACAAUCGACUUCAACAUUCCUUUCAUCAGUCCAAUCAUGUUUCAUGCCAAGACAUAUACUGAGCAGACAUAUAUAUAUUCUACUGACUAAACUACGGUUUUGAAUACCUUGGGCUUGGAAAGUUUAUAAUUGGUGUACCAUCAAAAUGGGUUAACCCAGUGAAAGCCUGCUCGUAACCCAGGAGGACCUGUUCGCAGGCUAAUACGCAGAUAACAAUAGUUCCGUGUACCUACAUGGUUCUCGACUGGAAACGAAGAACUAGUAGAUCUUAAUAUUGCUGUACCUCUCCUAUGUGAUUACGCGAAUUACCGCACCCUUCCGCUAAACCAACUCGCUGAUUCAAUUAAUCAUGAUAGUUUAUCCAUAAUAUGGCCAUGGUAAUGAUCUAUUUGAUUGAUUGAUUUAUUGUCCAAGUUUUUAGUGAACAUUGUGAAGCGAGUGUUUCCUGAAUUUCAAUUUACCUGGCUAGUUGAAGAGACGAAGAGGAACCUGCCGCUUGAGUUAGAUUUUCUCAAUGAGGGCAAGAACUCUGAGAAACUUCAAGAGAAGUUUUCACGAUUAAAGUUUUUAAAGGUUUUUAAAUUAUUUGUACAAGUUUUAUAUUGUUUUUAGGAUGAUUCCUACAGACCUAAUAUAUUUCCUUGUUUCUUGAUGUUUUUAAUACACCUACCGCUUCUCUUUAAUUCUUUCCUCAUUUUCUCGUCUAAGUACCGGUAAAUUUUUGUAGAUUCCCAAGGUUUUCUGGGAGUUCUCUAGCAAGAGAAUUCUCACGAUGGAAUAUUGUGAAGGAGGGCAUGUAAAUGAUUUGGAGUACAUGCGAGGACAUGACAUUUCAUCAGAUGAGGUAAACACCACAAAAUACAAGUUUAUAGACUUAGGAGAUUCUUCAGUUGUUCGUAAUCAAGACUGUUCAUUAUCUAAUUUAUUUUCGAAAAAAGAACAUUUAGUUACACAUUGUGCAUAGACGCGAGAAUUGCAUCAGCUUUUUUAUCUCUUUUUACCCAAGGUCUCUAGUAAGGUUGGUCAAAUCUACAGUGAGAUGAUAUUUGUACAAGGUUGCAUUCAUUGCGAUCCCCACCCAGGAAAUAUAUUAAUACGAAAGAACACCAGGGGGGUUGUGGAAAUUGUCUUGUUGGAUCACGGACUUUAUCAGGUCAGUAUUGUUGGUACAAAGGUUUCUUUACAAAAACUGGUAUAAGUGAACAAAAAAACACUUAAGGUCUGUUUUACACUUGCAAUUUUUGCUGCGAUUUUAGGUGCGAUUUUCUUCUUCUGAUGGAUGUGAACGAGUGGAAGAUUUAAGAAUGUCGAGAUGAAGGUACAUAUACUCGGAACAUUCAUACUCAUCUACUCGUUCACAUGCAUCAGAAGACGAAGUGUAAACAGGCAGGGUUUGUAGCGGUCUUUGAAAUCCUUGAAAGUCUUUAAAUUUGAAUGCAGGUCUUUAAGGUCUUUGAAAAGUCUUUGAAUUGUGUGAAAAAGCGAAGAAAGUCUUUAAAAAUCUUUAAAUUCUUUAGUGAGGAAUUGAUUAUACGAUUUUCUAGCUAAUAAAAUAGAUUGAUUGAAGCAAGAUUUUUGCAAAUAUCGACAAAAAGACGCAUUUUAGGAUGUGAUUUGACUGGACUAAUUACUGUGUAAAAAUGGUGCUUGCACCAGGCUUACACUCGCAAUUUUUCGACAGCUGAUUGCUCUCAAAGGGCUUUGAAAAGUCUUUGAAAAUAGGCAGAAAAAAUCUUUGAAAGUCUUUGAAUUGUUUUGGUCUUGGAGACUACGAACUCUGACAGGCCUUUAGACAUCUUGCAUCUCUAAUUUCACCAUUAGCGCGGCGUCAGCAGUCUUUUUCAUACGCCAGAAUGACCCGCGCACUAUACGACGAUUGUAUCCGCCUCAAAGAUGAUAAUUACUAAUGUAAAUGAGGACACGGUCCAAUUUUAAGUUCAAAUGCCUUUGAACAAUUGCCGAUUAACAGUAAACCUCAGACUUUGUUAUCUGUUGCGAUUUUUUCAAAGAUGCAUGGAAGUAUAAAGGCCCGUUUACACGGGCGAUUUUUGCUGCGAUUUCAGUUGCGAUUUUCUCCUUUUGGAGCAUGCGAAGGAGUAGAUCAGUUAUAAAUUUUCCAGAUUAUGAAAUCUCAUAACAACAUCAUUAAGUAAUCUAGUCCUUCACAUCCUCCAAAAGGAGAAAGUCGCAACUAAAAUCGCAGCAAAAAUCGCCCGUGUAAACGGGCCUUAAGAACCUCAAUUAUAAAAAUAUUUGUAUCCCUAUCAAUCAAGUUUUCUUAUUAUUAGCAAUAUACCUACCCUGGCACAAACCGUUCAAAAUUUUGUAAUACAUACCAAAUUUAUCAAUAUCAACUCUAUAGGAAAUAACUGAUGAUUUUCGAGUGAACUACUGCAAACUAUGGCAAGCUAUUAUCUCAGCAAAUUUAGAAGGUAUUAAACGGUACAGCGAGAAGAUGGAUGUUGGUGAAUAUUACGGAAUCUUUUCUUGUAUGCUUGCCGCGCGAACGUGGAACACAGUUGUGAGUGGAAUGAAGAGAACGCCGUACUCACAGAAUGAG